Necator americanus (New World hookworm) is the source of this 918-nucleotide messenger RNA. RefSeq lists its product as uncharacterized. The transcript has 12 exons. The coding region runs from base 1 to 918 and encodes 305 amino acids. The record is from RefSeq and is a predicted model, not a curated record. Gene Ontology annotation, cellular component: mitochondrion. Lineage: Eukaryota; Metazoa; Nematoda; Chromadorea; Rhabditida; Ancylostomatidae.
AUGAUGUCGCCCACGUCAUUUUAUGCUAAAACAUCACUCCUUGAUAACUGCUGUGGAAACACAGGAGGAAAACCCAUAUUUCGAGAUACUGCACAUUGCGUACAUCUCAUCCGCCUUGUCGGUAUGCUUGCUCCUCCGUUGAGGGUCGUUUCUCGGCGAUCACUCCACGCUUCUCGCAUACUCUCCAUGCGUGGACCGCUUACUUUUGACGGGUGGUAUCCUCGAGAUCAUAAACCUGGAGAAUAUGCUACUACAGAAGAACAACAACGUGCUGCAGCCAUAAAAUAUGGCCUACGACCAGAAGACUAUAGACCAAUGAAUCAAGACGAUGUAGUACGUUAUGCUGGCGAUUAUCCUGAUUUGGGCAUUGUCACGUAUGAACACAAAGAUCCAUAUGAAGCGUGGAGUGAUCGGCAAAACCGUCGAAAUUGGGGAGAAAUGGUUCCAAUCGACAUGAUGCGUUAUCGGGGUGAUCGCCUGACUUUCACCGGCUUAGAGGCGGAGGACUUUACUACGUGGGGGUCGAUCGUGCUUUGUUUGAGGGUGCUUGUUCCCAUGGCUCUUCUGUCUUGGUACUUCUGCAGUGAAGAUCCUAACGCACUGCGUUGGAAGAAUCCAGCUAUGCCAAAGCAAUAUCCAUAUGAUUUCUAUCGCGCCUUUCCAUACGAUGAUGCGAGAAGAUUUCCGGCUGCUGGACCCACACCUGCGGAAAUGCUUUUUCUGGAUGAUUUUCUGGAAAUGUUGGAUGAGCUCCCGACUGAACUACGUGAGCGUUGCACAGAAAUGCGCCACCUUGACAUGCAAGUUGAAGCUGGUCUUGCUCAAAAUCGCCAGGCACUUAUCGAAUUCUUCGACCGUGGAAAUCAACUUACCGAGGAGCAGAAGCAGCAUCGAUAUCAAGAACUACAGAAGGUUUGA